Corythoichthys intestinalis (scribbled pipefish) is the source of this 4327-nucleotide messenger RNA. RefSeq names its product WD repeat domain 54 (gene wdr54). The record is from RefSeq and is a predicted model, not a curated record. Gene Ontology annotation, molecular function: protein binding. The transcript is spliced from 10 exons. NCBI's taxonomy places the organism in Eukaryota, Metazoa, Chordata, Actinopteri, Syngnathiformes, Syngnathidae. The coding region runs from base 230 to 1240 and encodes 336 amino acids.
UCUAUGGUCUCUAUGGCUGCGGUAGACGCCGAGUAAAUCCAAUCGAGAUAAAUGCGUAUUUCAAGAUAACUCAGGUGGCUUUUUGUGCAAAGCGGCUUCGCUAGCCUAGCUGCUAAAGCUAAGGAGCACACAAAGCUGAACGUAAUGCCGUUUUCACUGAAAUUCCCAUCCAACAUGACGACGGAACAAGAGUAGACGUACAGACGUUCCGAAGUGAUAUUGAAUCAAGAUGUAUCAUAAAGAGAAGAGCAUCCAGAUUAAGAACAGCGCGUCUGCGUUGUACAACAACCUGAGCGUGCUGCGCAUCGCUCCGCGGCGGCUCACCUACUUCACGGUGGUCCACGCCAAUGUGGUCAACAUGGUCAGCGCGUCGUGGGAUGGACUCAACUACUCCCACCGCCAGUUGCAGUCCAAGGAGCCCAACGUAGCCACCAGUCCAUCACUCGUCAUGCAGGCCGCAUUUUGUGUUUUGCCCUCUCGAGACCUGCUUGUGGUGACAUCACAGAAAGGCAUCCAGAUGUAUGAAUCAGAUGGCUCCAUUAUGGUGUAUUGGCAUGCACUGGAUACUCCUGAAACACCGACAGCUCAGGCUGUGUUUGCUCGGGGGAUCGCUGCUGUCUGGGAAAAUUACAUAUGUGUGGGUCUGUCCUCUUGUGGAAUCCUGGUAUUCGAUGUUCCUAAUAAAGGUAGCAAUAUAACCCUGUCAGAGGUGUUGGAGGAACAUAAGGAGCCCAUUACUGACUUGGCUCAAGAGUGCUCUGGCAGCCAGGAGUGCAUCGCCGACCUUGUCAGUGCUGAUGAUGGCGGCACUUUGUGUGUGUGGAAGUCGGGGGAAGAGUUUCAGCUUCUCAACAAGAUUGGUGGAUUUGAUAUGAGCUGCUCAUCCGUGAAGCUGUGGAAAGGUACAGCAGUGGCAGCUUACGGAACAGGCCAGAUCCGUCUUUACGAGGCUGUGACGGGAAUUUUGCAUGCGGAGGUCAACGCCCACGCCCGCUGGAUCUACUCAUUGGAUAUUGCUCCGUUUUCUGGGCUGCUCCUGUCUGCUGCUGAAGAUUCUUUUGUCAGGGUGUGGCUACUGACAGUAACGCCAGAAAGCAACAGUGUUGAGGUUGCCCAUUUACAUAAUGAAUGUGUGACAGACACACAAAUCUGCGGAGCCAAGUUCUGCGACGGAGAUGGCUACGCCUUCGCUGUGACAGGAUAUGAUCUCAACGAGAUUAUAAAAUACACGCAGACAUAGGACUUCAACUGUAUCAUGAUAUAUUAUGGAUACCAAACAGAUGUAAUACAAUAUUUCCGCAUAGCGAUCCGAAUUUAGCGCAGUCAGAAGGGCAGAGGUUCUAGAAGUGAGUGUCAAGUUGCAGGUUUUAUUUUAUUUUUUUUAAAUCCAAUAUGUAUUAUGUUGCAACUUUUGUGGUUGUAGAUGUGCGUUAUCUCAUUAAAAAUGGAUCUAAAUAUCCUUUAUCUGUUUUAAAUGCUCAGUAGAUAGUUUUUAAUGGCAAAUUUUUAAACCAUUUGUGGACUUUAUAAGCCCUAUUCACAGUGAUGUCACUCAAUUUCCGGAUUACUUUUGGGUUAGCGGAGUGUACCUUCAGUAUUCAAUGGUGAUUGUGUGCACUGCUCCAUAAUCCAACAAAAGUAAUUUAAAUUCAAAGGAACAAGUUAACAUGAAUAUUUUUACAUUUGUCUCGAUAAUGUUAUCUGUCUUUUAUGCUUUACCAUUCUGAAAUUAUCGUUAGUUCGCCUGGGAAUUUAUGCUAUAAACUAAUUCUAGUGAUGCCUGUGUGUAUCACAGCCUUAUUUUUCUUGUUAUUAUGAUUAGAUGAAGAAUAAUGAUAGAAUCGUACAAUAAUAGAAAAGUGAUGGAAUCAUCCAAAAUAGCCGUAACAAAGGAUUUCUUGUCAUCAUUUUAGUUAAAAUUUGUGACUGCAUUUCAUACAAUUCUGUUGGUGGCUUUUUACCUUUUUCCAUUCUCAGACCCAUUAUUUAUUUAUGUGACAUUUGAAUCACUUACUAUCAGAAAUACGUUGUGAAGUGAGGCACAGGUAGUUUGCUAGCAUUAUUAGCGUUACUUAGCUUCCGUUUCCACCUAAUCAAGAAGUAUUCAUUGUAGUUAAAUUCGAAAUAUGUAUACAUUUAGCAAGACAACAUAUAGCCUUGUCAUAAAUAGUAUUAAUCUUCAUUAUACCUUUCGAAAUGGAAUGUUUAUGCAUUGUAGACCCUGGUGAUCCAUAUAAACUCUGGUGUUUCACAGAGGGAUACACUCACAUCAGCAAACCCAGAAGAGUAUAUGACGUCAUGUGAAAUACCCCCAUUUUAACUGGGGGGUCUCAUUUUUGAGUGAGGAAUCCAACUGAAAAAAAAAAGUCCACUAGAGGGCAGCAUAAAUUUUGUAAAGAUAAUGGACUAAAAAGUCAAUCACAAUGCUAGUGACUGAGCAUUGGUAGCUUUUUGUAGGAUUUCUUCAUUAAAAACAAACGGAACCUACUCAGUGACAACUACUAACACCAAAGUACAAUCACAAAACACUAGUUGUAAAUAAAUAAAUGCCGGUUUGCUCAUUGUGUGUGAUUGAUGGCUAUAGCUGGAAGUGCUAACAGUGAAUGAUCAUGUUUCACUUCCAUCGAUGGUGAAUAGGGUUGGCCAUAGACUUAAUAAUAUAUAUUAUAGACUUCAUAUUAUAUAUUAUAAAGUCUAAGGGGUGCCAACCGUCCUUUGAAAAAUGGAAUCGUCCCAUAUUCAGAAACAAAAUAUAUAUUAUGAAGUCUAUGGGUUGCUAACCAUCCCUUGAAAUAUGGAAUCAUCCCGUAUUCAGAAACAAAAGUGAGCGUUCCGGGACGCACUUUGUCCUUUAAUAUCAUGUAACUUGUAAAUAGUCUCAUUUGUAGAAUGAACGAAUACUAAAAUUAUGAUUAAUGGGGUCCAGAACCCGCAGCGAUAAGUGAAAAACCGCGAAGUAGCCCCCCCCCUUAAAGAAAAAAAAAAUGUGUUUAAUGUAUUUAUUCAGAUUUAGUAUUGGAAAGAGAUACAUACUUUUUUCCCAAAAGUAUAAUUUUUAAAAAACUUUUAUGUAUUUAUAUAUUUUAAUAACUGGUUUUGAAGCCCUUCAAAUGUAAUAAUUUUAAUUUUUAAACAUGUUACUAUCCCACCAAAUUAUGUUUAAACACUAAUAAAGUAAAAAAAAAAAUGCUUGUCUUUAUUAAAUGCUUCAUUGAGUGAGUCCACUCAAAUUCACUCAAACUGCUCACUUAUGCACAAUGAGUUGCCACAACAACUGUUUAACAAGCUAAACGAUGAUUGACACAUGUGCCGCUGUGAAGUUUCAGCUUCCAAGCGUCCUUGGCAAGAUCAAAACUUACCGUCUGUCAAUCAUCGUUACCUUUAAUAAACAACUCCAGUGCACUGCCUGACCAAGAAAAGCAGCAGGAGGGAAAGUGAGGCUAUGUCUACACUAGGAUGGAUAAUGGCCUUAAACAUGUAAUUAGUUGGAGUAUACGGCAUGUCGGCCACACUAGUAUGCCUAUUAUCCGGAUUAGUUGUUAGACGGAUAAGGUAGGCGGGUAAUGUUACCCACCGCCUACGCGCUGCGUAAUAUGGACUGCUGUCUCUGUACAACAUUCGGAUAUUCAGGAAGGGACAUCAUGCCGUCGCUGUUUUUAGUAUGGCAUGACAGCAUGUAAACAAUGGAGGCACGACGUGGCUUUCCUGCGCUUUUCCACACAUUUUUCUUGAACCUUCAAACUACCUCUCAAUAAUAUGUUUCAAUUCAGUCCCCAUUUGGGGUCCUCCCAUCACAGAUGAGGUGAAGAUGAGCGUUUUUUACAGAGCUCGUUUCCGAGUUGUCUCACAUCACCCAGCUACGGGGUUGGCCCCUCCCAACUCAGUGCCAACCGAACAUAAGUACUGUAUAUAAAAAAGCAUAGAAGAAAAUUAAACCACGAAAAGUGACGUGCGUGGUACCCCCAGUCAAAGAGGCGCGCGAUCAUUUUUUUUUCUGAGACAUUUCUGCCUGUCAAAAUUGUCGCCACUUCCAGGAUCGCCACUUUUAUGCACAAGCAGCCUGGUUGCGGCUUCCAGGAAAUAUACCUAGUGCCACAAUAUAUGCUUCUAUUGGUUAUUCUCCCAAGUGGUGAGAGCGCAACUGAGCAUCGAUUGUAACAUUCCAAGUAAUGAUGUCAGGCUUUCGUUGUUUUAUAAAGGUUUAUUUCAAUCACAACUUGGCUCCUGCUCGAACAAUCCGAGCGUGCUCUCCCUUCCUCUCUCACUCCUGCAUGAUGCGUUCGAUUGCGAUCACGGAAAAAACAGUGAUCACAAACUAAUGACAGUC